AUGUCCAGAUAUGUAUGUGGUAGCCAUGAGUUGAAAUCAAAUGCAAGCAUUGUGCCCCCAAAGAACUGGGAGGCAAGGUCGUGGUCUGGAGAGGGAGACGGCCAUCAGGAGCACUCCACUGCGGGAUGUAGCUCGAUCGAGCUUGCUCUGGCUCGAUCGAGUUGUGCCUCGAGUUGGUCUCCUUCCUUCCCAAAACCUGUUCCUGCAAGACUUAGCUAA
This is a messenger RNA of Microthlaspi erraticum, 219 nucleotides long. The record is from the annotation of a GenBank genome assembly. Lineage: Eukaryota; Viridiplantae; Streptophyta; Magnoliopsida; Brassicales; Brassicaceae.